AUGUUCUUGGUUUUCGUCAUUUAUAGUUCUUGUGCACAGUAUCGCACUGCAUACAAUACUCUCUGCAUGUAUUGCAUGUACUGUAAUCCUCUCGGCACUCUUGGCGUGCAAACUGCACGUACCAAUAACAUUCCGCCACCCCAGCCCAGGAGGGCUGCCUUAAUCUGUCACCACUUCAAUUCAUGA
Molecule: messenger RNA, 186 nt
Organism: Pochonia chlamydosporia 170
Lineage: Eukaryota; Fungi; Ascomycota; Sordariomycetes; Hypocreales; Clavicipitaceae
Exons: 1
Coding region: 1-186 (61 amino acids)
Source: RefSeq, a predicted model, not a curated record